This is a messenger RNA of Harpegnathos saltator (Jerdon's jumping ant), 5987 nucleotides long. Its product is annotated as cysteine-rich motor neuron 1 protein. Gene Ontology annotation, biological process: cell-matrix adhesion. The record is from RefSeq and is a predicted model, not a curated record. Gene Ontology annotation, molecular function: serine-type endopeptidase inhibitor activity. The coding region runs from base 373 to 4407 and encodes 1344 amino acids. Gene Ontology annotation, cellular component: basement membrane; extracellular region. The transcript has 9 exons. NCBI's taxonomy places the organism in Eukaryota, Metazoa, Arthropoda, Insecta, Hymenoptera, Formicidae.
GCCAGGACAGUGCACAAGCGUCAUUCGGCGCGUACUGAGCGAAAGGCUAGAGAGGUGCGUCGUCGGAGGACCAACACGAGAGCGGCGUCGCAGUGCCGUCGUCGUCGUCGUUGACGUCGUCGUCUUCUUCGUCAUAGUAAAUACGGCAAACAGUCGCGUGGUAGUCGUCCGCGUCGUGCGGCCCAUCAGCGUGCGGUUUUUCGCGCGCGGGUUUCGAAGUGCGAUACGAAAGGGGAAGUUCUCGCGCCGAGGGGUCGCAGGCGAAAUCCACGGCGAACGGUUGAACAGCGUACUUCGCGCUCGCGUCUCCGAGAACGGAUAUUUGCAACCCAGAUAUAGCGGCCGGCUCAAAAAUUACUUGAUGCGCUGAGGAUGCGCCGUGAUUUCCGCAACGGUGGGCUUGCCUGCGCCGCUGUUGUGUGGGUGUCAUCGACCUGUCUGCUCGUCCUCUCGCUGUCAUCAUCGAUCACCACCGCAGAGCCAUCGCUGCGGGCCGUCGGUCGAUGUCCUUCCUUCGUCGAGCAGAACGUAUGUCCGUCCAGGUCGCCGGGCUGUGAGAAUGACUUCCAGUGCCAAGGUGUGCCGGAGGAACGCUGCUGCGCGACCGCGUGCGGUCUCCGCUGCGUCAUCGGCGAGCUGACCGGGUGCGAGCAGUUGGCUCUGGCGGCCGUGAGACGGUCGCGAGCACUCGCAGCUACCCGCGGACCGCCGCAAUUCGUACCGCGAUGUAACAACGAGACUGGCGAGUUCGAGAAGGUGCAGUGCGAGCCGCAGGGUCGCACUUGCUGGUGCGUCGACCAGCUCGGCACCGAGAUUCCCGGCACCAGGGCGCCGAGCAAAGAGGUCAUCGACUGCGACAAGCCGCGUGCUUGCCCGGCCCACAGCUGCCGCAUGUUCUGCCCCUUGGGAUUCGAGAUCAACGAGAACACAGGCUGUCCCAAGUGUGAAUGCCGCGAUCCGUGUCGUGGUGUCACUUGUCCCGGCGCAGGUCAGACAUGCGAGCUGAUCGACGUGAGCUGUGCGCGACCUCCGUGCCCGCCGGUACCCAGCUGUCGUAAGGCGAAGUCCCUGUUGACGAUUUGUCCAGUGGGCGAACCGCUGCAGAUCACAGACUCGCCGCGGCCGUUCCUCUGCGGCGACCGACCCGGCAAACCGACUUGUCCGCCGAUGUACAGCUGCCUGGUGGAGCCCAAGCAGGAGUACGGAGUGUGUUGCCCGUCGAAUGUGCGGCUGCAACGGGUCGGCGAGUGUCCUGCGGAUGAUCCAACAGCGACUGAGUGCGGAUCCACUUGUCGCUACGAUCUGGAAUGUCCCAGCCCGCAAAAGUGUUGCAACAGUGAACGCUGCAGCGGUAACGUGUGCACGGUACCACGUGGUCUCAGCGUGUGCCAUCGGGACCGGGUUCUUGCGGAGAUGCUCAGCGUCUCCGAACGUGAAGGUCGCGGUUACGUUCCUCAAUGUACGGAAGAUGGAAAUUACGAGACAAGGCAGUGCUCGAGGAACGGUCUUGUCUGUUGGUGCGUGGAUAACAAAGGUAGAAAGAUAUCCGGUUCAAUGGGUCCCGCUGAGAAGAUCGACUGUAAAUCGAUAAUCAAGGCGCGUUCGCUCCCAACAUCUUGCACGCCUCAGCAGUGCGCCCAAGUCUGCCAAUACGGUUUCAAAACGGAUGUUUCCGGUUGUCCGACUUGCGAAUGCGACGACCCGUGCGAGGGAUUUCCUUGUCCGGAAGGGCAGGAGUGCAGCCUGAAACGCGAGGAAGGCUGUCCUGAUUUUCUCUGCCCGACGAAACCAGAAUGUAAACCCAAGAAAACCUACAAGAGCCCUUGCUUACCCGGCACACCGCUAAUUGAUCAGUACGGGAACGCUGCGACUUGUGCUUCGAACGAAACUUGCCCCGAGGGCUACAAGUGCACGAUGGUGCCGGAAGCCGGCCAAUCAGUAUGCUGCAUGAAAACAUCAAACCUUAUGAAAGCACCCACCAUGUGCGAAUAUUUGCGAGACUUCAACGAUCGCAUGGAGGGUACGAGGGAGGGUAUGUCGUUGGCAAUCCAGGCGCCUCAAUGUAAGGCGGAUGGCAGCUAUCGAGCCCUGCAGUGUCAUAACGACAGCUGCAACUGCGUGAACCACCGUGGCGUGAUGUUGAAGACCGGACUGGACCCUACCAGUGCCGACUGCAGCGGUAUCGUGGAGGAGCUCGCAAAGACCUGCCAACGCUUAUACUGCAACCUGAUUUGUCCAUACGGCUAUGAGCUAGAUGCAGCCGGUUGCGAGCAAUGCCGCUGCCACGAGCCGUGCCGCGACGUUAUUUGUGGCUCUCACGAGGCGUGCACGAUGAUCGACGUCAACUGCGGACAAGAUCAGUAUUGUCCGGCUGUACCUGCCUGCCUGACCACCAAACCAGGCCAAUGUCCGUAUCUUGUACCAAGCUCAUCCAGCUGCGAGCUGCAGUGUAGCAACGAUCAAGAGUGUCCAUCGGGCGAUAAGUGUUGUUCGACUGGCUGCGGCACGCAGUGCGUAUCACCGGUAAUGGCCACGGCUUGUCAACACGCUCGCGCAGUAGCCGAGCACGCAGCGCGCGAGUCCGGCGAGCCUGCUCGCAGGAUCUACAUACCCAGGUGCGACAUGAACGGCGCGUUCGAGCCGGUACAGUGUCACAACGGUAUGUGCUGGUGCGUAGAUGAAGAGGGUAAAGAAGCGGCAGGCACGCGAGUCGUUGAGGGUAUCGUACCGCGGUGUAACACGCCCCUCAGGUGUCCGGAGAUCGGCUGCAGACUCAACUGUGCGGACGGCUACGAGCCGGACCCGGAUACCGGCUGUCCGACCUGCUCAUGUCGAGAUCCAUGUAAGAGUGUGACGUGUCGCGGCGAGAACGAAGCAUGUAGGAUGGUGGAGGUGGCUUGUAGCGCACCUCCGUGUCCACCUGUACCAGUUUGCCUACCGAAGAAGGAUAAUCCGUGUCCAAACGGCUCUCCGUUGCUCGACUCGGACGGUACAGUGGCCACUUGCGGUCCUCAUGGUCAUCAUUGUCCGUCAACGCAUAAAUGCGAGCUGUCGCCGUUGGACGAGUACGCAGUCUGCUGUCCGAAGCCACGCGACGUGUGCUUCGAACCACCUAGGCAGGUGUCCUGCAAUUCGAAUGCGUCCAGCUUCAACGAAACUGAGAGAUGGUAUUUUGAUCCGGAGGACAAUAAGUGUCGACGUAAACAUGACUGCACCCUUGGCCACAACGAUUUCGCCAGUCGACUGGUAUGCGACACCGUGUGUCCAGUACUGUCGCCGUGCGAGAAACUGCGUGAGAAGAACCUGAAGAGGUCGCAGAGACUUAAACGACCCACGUUUCUGCCCAAGUGCAACCCAGACAGCGGCAUGUGGGAGCCGGUGCAGUGUUUGGAGCACGUCGGGGUCUGCUGGUGCGUUAGUCGGAAAGGUCAGCCGGUGAAGGGUUCGCUUACUAGAGGAGCGGAGCCCAAGUGCAAUUUCCGACAAGCCAGACGGAGUGGUCGGGGGCAACAGUCUCAAGAAAUCGAUCGAGAGAUUCAGGCGAUCAUGGAGGAUGCCUUGUUAAAUUUAGAGACGUCAGAUGAGCGGCGAUCGGAGAGAAUCUUGGGCACUAGGUGUCAGGCGAUGAAGGAGAAAGGUCACGUGCCGGCGAUAUGCGACUCGCAGGGUAGAUUCGAGCCCAUGCAGUGCGCCGGCAACACCUGCUGGUGCGUCGACGAAGCAGGCAAUCAACUCAUUGGAUCGGAACCGUUCUUGAAGGGAACGAGUAUCUGCCUGCCAACACCGGUCGAAGCGGUGGAGGUGACACUCCGUUUCCCCGGUCGAUUUCUCGCUACGGACGAGACACGAUUUAUCAAGGAAGCCGAGAACUUUUUGCAAGAGCUCGGGGCAAGGCUGAAGAAAGAUGUGCGGGUGGAGAUCAAUCAGGAUUCGGCAAUCCUGAGCUUCGAGAUCGUCGGUGCGAAUAAAGUAGAUGUGGCGUUCCAUUUGGAGGAACUCACACGAAUCCAAAAGCUGUCCAUGCUGGGUUCGUCCGCGGAUGCGACCACCUCGCGUUUUACGCAUCGCUCCGCUCCCGUGGCGAUGCAUGGCAGAAUUGUCGCGUUGGAGCAGCGCGAGAUUCUCACCCAGGUGGAGACGCCGGUUUAUCAAACGGCGACACUUGUGCUCGCGGCGGGGAGCGCCUUCGUGAUCAGCAGCCUCGUCAUUCUGCUGAUGUUGUAUCGCAAAAAGAUGAAAAUGAAAGAUCACACAAAGACGCUUCCGAUGGAUCAGCAUUUCCUCGCCUACAGCCAACAGCCAGUUUACGUAAUAUCGGGAUCGGAACAAGAAGAGAAAGAGAAGGAGAAGGAAAAAGAGGCUGCGGCGCAGAUGUUGGAAGACAUUCAUACGACCAACACGUCGUAGGAGUAUAAGCGUUUCGACACUUUCUCACUUCGGUCGUUCCCAUCUUGUACGGUAGUGAUUCGCAAAAGCCUGUCUCUUCGGAAGCGCACGAACCGAUUCGCUAAGAGGUAUCCAUCGAUAUAAUAACAUACGGAUGUCAAUCGAUACCCUUCGAAGUAUUGCGCUCCCCGUACUCGACGCUCCCGGAAGCUCGUAAGCGUGCGGCAAUCACAAUUAAUUCUCGGUCUAUUGAGAAACUUUUGAGUUUAGAAAAGACUCCUCUCUGUUUCCGCAAUUUGUUUCAUGUAGCACAUGUUGUAAAUCUUGUAUCAGUGAGGAGAGGAUUCUUUGUGAAGAAAUAAAAAAAUCUAAAAGAUUUUAAUUACAUCUACAAAUAGAACAUAUCAUCAACUAGAAAAAGUAAAAGAUGUAGACCACGUCUUUCUGGUUGGUUGUACGACUUUUCAGAAGAAAUAAGAGUUUGCUUUCACAUUCACUUUUCUUUAUCAAUUAUGAUGAUAUACUCUGAAGGAAACGGAAAUAAGUCUAACAGAUACGCCGGACAUGAUGGAUAAAGAGGCUGAAGAAUUACAAGAGUGUGGUAUGAUACGGGAAUCACUGUCGUACACGAUAAUGUAGCGCACAAUAUUGUAGUCAAAACCGCGCCAUGCAUAUUCCACUGUCAUUUUGUCAUAAUUUAUUGUCCGCACAUUCAAAGAUUCAUUGCGGUCUAUGGACUUGACGAUCGACCGUCUUUUUGUACAGGGGACGCGGUACGCACGCUCUUAUGUGACAGACUGUAAUAUCUUGUCGGUGAUACAAUAUGUAAAUAUAUAUUACGCAUGACAAAUCGGUAUGAUCGUCUAUUUCUUCCAACAAAUAUAUCCCAGCAAACACAAUAGUAUAAUUGUUAUACUGCUGUUGAUGUAACGUAAAUGUAAAGUGCAAUAUGACAUUUACGUUACUGUAACAUACACGUCAGAGUUAAUUUCCCGCUUAAACAGUAUUACGGAAUUAAUAGAAUUCUGUUUAAUAACAGAAAUGUAACGUAUAUAACAUAUGUUUCUAGAAGAUUGUCUGACAAUUAUAUAUAUUCGUAGUUAAAAUAUUAUAGAAUUUGAAUAUAACUUACUGAUUUCCUCCUCUCAGAACUGUAGAUCUGUAAUUGCACGUAACAGUUUUAAAAGUUAUAUUGUUGUCAUAAAAGGAAAUCAAGUAAAUAAGUAAGUAAUAUAUUAAUAAUUUCUACCAGCAGUUACAUUACGUGUUUUACGUCUUCUACGUUAUAUAAUAUUUAUGAUCUAUGUUUGCUGGGUAACUUCUCAAAUGCGCGCAUACAACCGGAAACAAAUGCGAAUAACAAAUUGGCCGAUGGGUGAUGGGAAUCGAUCGUCGAGUAGCCGAGCCGCAUUUAGGAGCGAUUUCAUUAAUCCGCCGGUUUGUCUUCAUCGAUUCGUACGUAGAAGUCACUAACGCAAGGAUGUCUCAGCUUAAGGAUCACUAGCUGGAGGACGUCGUUGCGUUAAUACAUCGCGCGGGUGUAAAUAUUAUUUAUACUGUGUUCGAUUAUUUAUAUAGACGAAUAAAGAACGAAACUCUCA